Gryllus bimaculatus (two-spotted cricket) is the source of this 909-nucleotide messenger RNA. NCBI's taxonomy places the organism in Eukaryota, Metazoa, Arthropoda, Insecta, Orthoptera, Gryllidae. The record is from the annotation of a GenBank genome assembly.
GGCGCGGGCGCGGGGUCCGCGUGCGGGGGCGGCGCGGUGGGGUUGCUGGCGCUGCGGCUGACGCGCAGCCACCGCACGGCGCUGCUGGUGCUGGGCUUGGUGCUGGGCGCCGCCGCCAUUGCCGCGCUCGUCGCCACCGUCGCCUACAACGCCACGCAUAUCGGAAGUCGAUUAAACUGGAUCCAGAAAUACCUCAAGGAGCACAAGAACCUCUCCGAGGCGAAUUUGGAGACUCUGGAAAUCCACCCAGUGCUGCCACCCCUGCAACCCGAGCCCACCCGCAACGAACGCGGGGCCACGUCGCCUACCUCGCUGGGGGCCAGCGUCGCCACCGCACUCCCCGCCUCCCACUCGAAGGGCCACAAACGCCGCAAGGGUUUGUUGCUCCUGGAGGACGUCCUUGCCUCCACGUCGGCCCCCGCGACCCCCCGGAGGCGUGGCGGCUCCCCGCCCUCGCCGCCGGGCAUCCUCGACGUCCUCUCCGCGCACAGCCGCCCGCCGUCUCUGCUCAAGACCAUGCUCAACUCGCUCAACGAAGACGACGGGGUCGGCAACACCUCGGGGGAAGACCCGUCGUCCUACAGCUCCUCGCCCCUUCUUCCCUCGACGUCCUCGGAGCCGCGGCUGCCGUCCGGCGCGCCGCCACCCCUGCUCGACCCGCUCAACCAAGUGGACGAGCAGGAGCCCGCUCCUCAGCCUCCGCCUCCGCCGCCCGCUCGACCUCCGCCCGCGCAGUGGCACGCGCGAACCCGCCGACGCGCGGACGCCACGCGGCUGGCCGCUCCAAACGCGCUCGACGUCCACGUGAUGGAAGGCGGCGGCGCGCCAAGAGGGGGUGAGGCCGCCUGCGCCGAGCACGAGGCGCUCAACCGGCUGCUGGGGUGCCUCAAGGAGACGGAGCACGCGCUG